AUGGGGUCGAGCAGCAGUGAUGGAACUAAUCAAUCUCCAAACAGCACAGCUAAUGUUGCUGAGUUUGUUCUACAAGGUUUUCAAGGACUCCCUUCUCAGUAUUAUGGAUUUGUAGGAACCUUGUUUUUCAUUCUAUACCUUGUGCUUGCAACUGGGAAUAUUUUCAUCAUUCUCUUUGUGGUGUUUGAGAAAAGCAUUCAAAAACCCACCUACCUUAUCUUCUGUAACCUCGCAAUAGCAGAUCUGCUACUUGGAAGUGCAACCUUCCCAAGAAUGAUUGCAAAGUUCUGGAUGGCUGACAAAAUAUUAUCAUUUAAUGCCUGCUUUUUACAGAUGUAUUUUAUCCAUUUUCUAGGGGCUACAAUUUCAUUUCUCAUGGCAUUCAUGGCACUUGAUCGAUUCAUAGCUAUAUGCAAUCCUCUUCGAUAUAAUUCGCUGAUUAAAAAUUCAAUCAUUACAAUUAUAUGUGCAUGUAUUUGGACAGCAAAUAUGCUGCAGUUACUCGGAGUUACUCUCCAUGCUCUCACUGUGACUUACUGUGGGUCAAACAUCAUAUCCCAUUGCUACUGUGAUUAUGUUGCUAUAUCCAAACUAGCAUGUGGAGAUACAACUUACAUAAAAAACAUUAGUACAUCAAUUGCCAUGUUUGUGCUGUGGGGUCCUUUAUCUUUCAUCAUAUUUUCUUACAUCUCAAUCAUCAUUUCUGUCUUGAAAAUCUCCAGUGCUGAGGGACGUUACAAAGCAUUUAACACGUGCACCCCACAGUUACUGAUCAUAUGUCUGUAUUAUAUACCCAGAACUUUUGUGUAUAUAUCAAACAUUAUUGGCUUUGAAUAUAGUACUGAUAUCCGUAUAGUGGUUUCAAUGUUGUACACUCUCUUACCUGUUGUUAUCAACCCAUUCAUUUACUGCUUUAAGACUAAAGAGAUCAAAAAUGCAAUAAUUCAAAGAUGGAAGCAAAUAGUUAAAGGCAAAGUCGGUCUUGGUUAA
This is a messenger RNA of Myxocyprinus asiaticus (Chinese sucker), 990 nucleotides long. RefSeq names its product odorant receptor, family 30, subfamily BW, member 1 (gene or30bw1). The transcript has a single exon. NCBI's taxonomy places the organism in Eukaryota, Metazoa, Chordata, Actinopteri, Cypriniformes, Catostomidae. The record is from RefSeq and is a predicted model, not a curated record. Gene Ontology annotation, molecular function: G protein-coupled receptor activity; olfactory receptor activity. Gene Ontology annotation, biological process: G protein-coupled receptor signaling pathway. Gene Ontology annotation, cellular component: membrane. Bases 1 to 990 code for a protein of 329 amino acids.